UCGCCGUCUCCCCGCUCAUCCCUCGCCGCUCGCCGGACGCCCAGAGCCGCAGCCUCUCCGUCUCGCCCGAUCGGCGUUUGGGACUCGUCAGCAGCCGCGCCACCGCAACUGUGCGGGCCGUGCCCCUGCCUCUGGCAGCUAGGCGCCCCUGCAAGCCGGCGCACGCCGCCCACUCCGCGCACCGGCGCUCGGCCGGCAGGCAGCAGCAAGCCAGCAACCAUCCUUGUUGAUUUGAGACCCAGCAUAGCAGCAAGGAAGCGGACGGGAGGAUGAUGGGAAGCAACAACCCCGGUGGCGCAGGCGGAGGGAUGGCUCCGGGCAUGGGGGUGGGCAGCAGCGACGGGCGGCACGAUGACGAGGCCGUACUCACCGAGUUCCUCUCCUCCCUCAUGGACUACAACCCCACGAUUCCGGACGAGCUCGUGGAGCACUACCUCGGUCGCAGCGGCUUCCACUGCCCCGACCUACGCCUUACAAGGUUGGUUGCUGUAGCUACUCAAAAGUUCAUUUCAGACAUCGCAAGUGACUCCCUUCAGCAUUGCAAAGCCAGGGUUGCAGCACCUAUCAAAGACAACAAGAGCAAACAACCGAAGGAUAGACGUCUUGUAUUGACGAUGGAUGAUCUUUCAAAAGCCCUGCGUGAGAAUAACACUCGGCCAGUUACAUUCUUAGGAGUUGAAUCCCUGCACUGAUAAAUCUGUUGAAAAUUACUAUGGAUGAAUGGAUUUAGUUGAUCCUUGUAGACCAAGUGGAUUGCUUUGCUUGAUGCAGAUUUUUUCUAAGAGGCAAAAAUCAAAUUCAUAUGGAUUCAGUUUUACGUGUUCCAAGCUUCUCACAGCUCACCGAAGUUCAUACUAACAAACUGACCAAUCGGUGGCAGCUAGGAACAUCUUACCAGCAUACCAGUACAACGGCACCUUACAUGAAAUCAGCAUUUAAGCUCCUGACACUUACGUGUCUAAUUGACAAACGAUUUCCUACAGUUUUGCCUUCUAACCAUGUUUUGGAGUCCAUACUGGUGGCAGCUCCUUAACAUUGAGUUAUAGGGCCUGUACCUGUAGAAGAACGAACUACACAGACAUCUACUAUUAUGGAUAUUGCACAUGGUCCAAAGCAGCCAAAGCAUACAAGGGUAUGAACAGAUAACAAUAAAUAUAUAUAUCCUGCUCUUUGUCUUGAACAGAUGGGCUCAAUUGUUUAUUUCCGCCCUAAUUAGAAAAGCAGUUAAAAGAAAGGGAAUCUGAGUGAUACUACAAAGGUUUAAAUCAUGUCCAUCUCCCAAGUAAUACGGGGAACGGCGCAAUCACUAAGGAUGACGUGAGCAGAAAAAGCAGUCUACACAUGUCUAAUCUAACCACCAUUUUCUGAUCAUCUUUAGUGAGAAUGCUCAUGCUUAUCAAAACCUGCCAAACCAUUAUUUUCAAGCAAUUGCUCAUUUGUCGGACGAAGUUGCAAACUUAAAAUGGUAUUAUCCAAUUUUCUACAAGCAUAUAUUCGCCAAAGUAUAUCUUCUGUGCACACCUUCGUGGGUUGCUAGUUCUUUGGUAAUCAAGUUCUAGUUAUGUUCAGUUGCAUGCAAGUAGUCAGGUAAUCUUUCAGGUUAUCUAUCUACCUUCAACCCAAACCUCACAUAAAAGGCAUGCUACUCAUGCAAUCUAUCAUAUUGCUCAAGAUGUUAGACAUGGAAAUAUCCUCCAGCCACUUGUCAGACAUCCUCCUGAAAAUUUUAGCUUGAUAUUAAAAACUCUAAUUCCCACCAGACAUGCCUUUGCAAGUGCAACACACCUCUGAUUGGAGAAAUUCAUUGUUAUUCUCUCUCUCAACAACGCCUGCUGCCAGCGGCUCAUCAUUGUUAGUGAAUGCUACCAAGCGUUUAGGUUCCUAAAAUCUUUAUCCUGUUUCGGCUUAGCUGACCCACUAGUCCACAAACAGCACCCUAGUCUGGUGAUCUGAUACAUUUUAAAGAAAAUGCAUUUAUGACUCGCAAAUACUAAAAUACCAUACCGAUACAGGUCAUCAAUAUACUCAUACUUUGUCACAAACACGACCUGUUUAGGGCCUUUAGGCUAAAACCCCAGUUAUUUGGUGGUUAUCACAGACGCAUACCACGCUAAAAUCCACCCCAUUCAUGUAUCAUAUGUUUGCAACUGUUGUCUGUACAAAGAACAAGGUGGUGCACCAGCCUGUGCACUGAGAAAUGUGCACCACAGAGCACUGUUCUAAAAGAUGUCCGACUAGUGGAACACACUCUCACCUCACAUGUUCACCCUACAUAGGUAGCCGACUAGUAGUUGAUGAGACUCCAGCCUCUAGGUGCCACUCCAACCCCCACCGAGUGCCUAACACCUUUAGGCCUCAUUUGGUUGCACAGGAUACCUCCGGGAUCCCAGACUUUAUCCCUGGGCACAAAAAAACCCACGAGACACAUUAACCCUGGAAAUCUAUAUGACCAUCUGGUGGCCAACUAGAUGGGGUUUUCCCCAGCCCAAUCCGCGUCAUAUCCCGGGGAAGAUUCCCACGUCUCGGUACAUCCAGCAAAAAUUCCUCGUCUUUUGCCCCCGAGUCGGACGCCUCAACCUUCCCUUCCACACGAGUCUGCUUAGUUACCCUCUCUCUAUUGCCGGCGCCGCCACUGCCGUUGUGUACAUGCGUCUGCUUCUCUCCUAAUUGACCUCUGCCACGUCUUCAGUGUUGUUCCACGGGAGGGUUCCUCUUCCGAUGUCUUCCCCAACAAUUUUUCUGUGAUUAGGUGUUCCAGAUCCGGCGAUGAACCAGAGAAUGUGAGGGAAGUUUUGCCAGAGCAGCUACAAUGCAGUAGACUACAACGAGCUCGAACAUGGCGACGGCGAGCUGCGCCAUCUUGUUGGAGAUGCUGAAGCAGACUCCUCGCAUGCUGACGCUUCGUCAGUUGUUGAGGACGAGCUUCCCCAGUUCACGGCACCUUCUCUUUUUUCUUAACUUUUUUGACGUAGUAUUCGCUAUAGUACGGAGUAGGGGUCUCCCCCCUCUGCCAAAUUAUGACAGGGAAUGGAUCUUCAACGUGGUUUUCUCCCCCUAGGUUAUUGAAUGACCAGAAAAAAUCUCACCCGCGCUUUUGUUUGCCCUGUGUGUUAUUUCCCUAACGACCAAGCCUUAAGAGUUUCUGUGUACGUGUGAGCAUAUGCUUCAUGUUCUUUUGAUUUUAUGCUUUUGUACGAAUUUC
Messenger RNA from Triticum dicoccoides, 3202 nucleotides. RefSeq names its product transcription initiation factor TFIID subunit 10-like. Lineage: Eukaryota; Viridiplantae; Streptophyta; Magnoliopsida; Poales; Poaceae. Gene Ontology annotation, cellular component: SAGA complex; transcription factor TFIID complex; nucleus. Bases 270 to 692 code for a protein of 140 amino acids. The record is from RefSeq and is a predicted model, not a curated record. Gene Ontology annotation, biological process: transcription initiation at RNA polymerase II promoter. The transcript is spliced from 7 exons. Gene Ontology annotation, molecular function: promoter-specific chromatin binding; RNA polymerase II general transcription initiation factor activity.